CGUACUCUACCGUCAACUUGAAACAGUUUCACUUUUCCUGAGCUUCCAAAUAUUCUCCCGGAAAAAAGUUACGUAAGAUCCCUAAUGAGGCCCGUAACCCUCAUUAUUGCCGCGGCGGCGUUGUCCAUCGUGAUCAACUUUUCGAUGGGAACUUCUCUUGACCCAUCGGAUCCUUCACGGUUCAAAAUCUACACUCUGGAACCCCCGCUUGCAAGGCCAUGCGACUUGUGCAAGGGUCCUGACAACGGCCUCUGGGGAAUAGACAUAGCGAACCCGUAUGUCUUCCGACUGGAUCCGGUCACUGGAAAAGUCGACUACUACGUUAUCCCAUUCACCUCCCCAUCGUCCAACUUCAGUUUACCACCGGAAGUCGGGAAACUAGUCGGACGGCUUGAAUUUGGCUGCGGCAUUCGACCCGGAUAUAACGGUCGCGUCUAUUUCGUGACCGGCUUCCGCGGGCAGCUCGGCGAAAUCGACGUUUGGAAUCGGACGGUGAAAAUCGUGACUCCUUUCAACCUGCUCGCGAAUCUGGAGCCGAUCAACGAUCUCUACGCCUCGUAUACCGGAGUGUACUUCACCCUGACCACCGGCAACAAGAUAGCAUUCUUUUCACACGCGACCAGGGAAGUCAUUUACUACACCGUGCCGACCCCCGGCUCCCUCCCGCUAGCUAUCUACGUCGCCUCGGACGGAUUCGUAUAUUUUACCGAGGUGGCGGCUGGCAAAGUCGGCAUGCUGAACCCCGAGACUGGCGAGAUCAGAGAGUUCUUCUUCGGGAUACAAGGAUCAGAAAUCCGCGCUGAGACACCCUCGGGUAAAAAACACCCGUUCAUUUGGAUCACGACAGCUCUACUGAAUGGCGUCGCUCGCUUCGACCCGAACACCGGUCGGAUAGAGCAUUUCCAAAAUCCGUUGAUCUUGGGAUUGACCUCCGAGGACACAGUCGAUGGAUGCGAAGUUGUUUGGGUCUCGUCCAUCCCGCAUAAUGCUUUGAUCAGCGUCAACUCUAAGACCGGACGUGUGAGCUAUGUCACCAUCCCGGACACGGUUACUCUGGAGCCGGUCAGCGUCCCGCCUUUCGUCGUGUUCGCCGUCAACUACGGGCCCGGCAAUGCGAUUUGGUUCAACAAGGUGGCGUUCAACCAGGUCGGCUCGUACGCUUUGGACGCCAACUGCAGUAUGAAUGAAGAUGAUAGCUAUUACGGUACGAGAUAAAGGAUCUCAUUCAGAAAGCUCCCGCACAUAGUAAUUUCUGUGACUAUUUAAUACGCCUCAAACGUGAAUUGAAACUGGGUGCCUGAGUUUUGUUGGACGUCAAGCAAACUACCGUUUUCCGUCGAUUUUAUUCAUAGGUAACACGUUCUGCUAUUAAGGCUUAAACUAAUGUUUUGUAAAUCAAACGUUAUGCUUGAAAUCAUUUUGUUCACAUUUGCGUAUUUUAUUAUGCGGCUUAUUCCCAGUUCUCUAAAAUGAGUUGAAAUACUGCCCAAUUUUUAUUUAAAACGGUCCAAUUCUUUUGUUUCAAAAUUAUUAUAGGUAAAAGUUUUUUGUUCAGAAAUUUUCAUCUCUAAUUUUGAACUUCGAAACAGAGAUAAUAUUUCAAAAAAAAUGUCUGAUAUGACAUCUCAAUAAUCUCAUUCUUUUACGAAUGUUCGUCUAAGAAUCAAACAAAAAAUUAAUUUAUAAUUGCGGCAAUUUUUAUUUAAGUUUACUGGUCGAAAGGGAAUUCGUAGUUUAACCAGUUAUACCUCUGGAGCCACGUGAAUCACGUGAUCUACUAAAAA
Bemisia tabaci is the source of this 1784-nucleotide messenger RNA. The record is from RefSeq and is a predicted model, not a curated record. Lineage: Eukaryota; Metazoa; Arthropoda; Insecta; Hemiptera; Aleyrodidae.